AUGGUUCUGGCGGAGUUAGGGGGGAGCAUUUCGCGUGCUCUCCAGCAGAUGAGCAAUGCAACGGUGAUCGACGAGAAGGUGCUCAAUGAUUGCCUCAACGACAUCACCCGCGCUCUUCUCCAGUCCGAUGUUCAAUUCAAGCUCGUUCGUGAUAUGCAGACUAAUAUCAAGAACAUUGUUAACCUCGAUGAUCUCGCUGCCGGUCACAACAAACGCAGGAUCAUCCAACAAGCUGUGUUUAACGAACUCUGCAAAAUACUGGACCCUGGGAAGCCCUCUUUCACUCCCAAAAAGGGGAAAACAAGUGUUGUCAUGUUUGUUGGUUUGCAAGGUUCUGGGAAAACCACAACCUGUACAAAAUACGCAUAUUAUCAUCAGAAGAAAGGCUGGAAGCCAGCUCUAGUAUGUGCAGAUACGUUUAGAGCUGGUGCAUUUGAUCAAUUGAAGCAAAAUUCUACCAAAGCUAAGAUCCCUUUCUAUGGAAGCUAUAUGGAAUCCGAUCCUGUAAAAAUUGCAGUGGAUGGUGUGGAGAGAUUCAAGGAAGAAAACUGUGAUCUUAUAAUUGUUGAUACCAGUGGGAGGCACAAACAAGAAGCUGCUCUUUUUGAAGAAAUGCGUCAAGUUUCAGAAGCAACGAAACCAGAUCUUGUUAUAUUUGUUAUGGAUAGCAGUAUUGGUCAGGCUGCUUUUGAUCAAGCCCAAGCAUUUAAACAGAGCGUUGCAGUUGGAGCUGUAAUAGUUACCAAAAUGGAUGGCCAUGCAAAAGGUGGUGGUGCUCUUAGUGCUGUUGCAGCAACAAAGAGUCCCGUCAUAUUUAUUGGAACGGGAGAACAUAUGGAUGAGUUUGAAGUUUUUGAUGUGAAGCCAUUUGUCAGUCGUCUAUUAGGAAUGGGUGACUGGUCUGGGUUUAUGGACAAAAUUCAAGAAGUUGUUCCUAUGGAUCAACAACCUGAACUGCUUCAAAAGCUGUCAGAAGGAAACUUCACCUUGAGGAUUAUGUAUGAGCAGUUUCAGAACAUAAUGAAAAUGGGUCCUAUCAGCCAGGUGUUUUCUAUGCUUCCUGGAUUUAGUGCGGAAUUAAUGCCAAAAGGCCGUGAGAAAGAAAGCCAGGCAAAAAUAAAGCGUUACAUGACAAUGAUGGAUUCAAUGACAAACGAAGAGUUGGAUAGUUCAAACCCAAAGCUCAUGAAUGAGUCACGUAUGAUGCGGAUAGCUCGAGGUGCAGGUCGUCAAAUUAGGGAAGUUAUGGAGAUGAUGGAAGAGUACAAACGUCUUGCAAAGAUAUGGAGCAAAAUGAAAGGACUUAAAAUACCAAAGAAAGGAGAAAUGAGUGCCCUAUCCCGAAAUAUGAAUGCCCAGCACAUGAGCAAAGUACUCCCUCCGCAGAUGCUGAAGCAAAUCGGUGGCAUGGGCGGGUUACAAAACUUGAUGAAGCAGAUGGGAUCAGCCAAAGACAUGAUGGGAAUGGGAGGAUUGUUUGGUGGUGGUGGUGAUUAG
Messenger RNA from Sphenostylis stenocarpa, 1497 nucleotides. NCBI's taxonomy places the organism in Eukaryota, Viridiplantae, Streptophyta, Magnoliopsida, Fabales, Fabaceae. The record is from the annotation of a GenBank genome assembly.